AUGAGCUCCAUAGGCGUCGUAGUGUUCCGCAACUCGCCGCUCAGCAAGGCGCAGGUGCUCCAAGAAUCCGUGAAUAAUACCGUGAACAUAUCAAACAACGACGCCGGCCCGAACAUUGGUGAAAUUAUCAUCGUUAGGAAGAAACAUAAAGUGACAUCGCCGGACACGGUUUCAGUGACAUCGCUAGUGCGCGCAACGGAAUCUGUGAACUCGAACUUGCCGAAGAGGCCGCGAAAUCGCGAGAACGUACCGGAAGACGCGUCAAGGACGCCGACACCUCUUGCGGUUGCGCGUCGAAAUGCGCGGGAAAGGAACAGGGUGCGCCAAGUAAACGAUGGCUUCGCCGCGCUGCGCCGACACAUUCCGGACGAGGUUGCUGCGGCCUUCGAAAAUGCCAACUCUAACCGUGGGCCCAACAAGAAAUUGAGCAAAGUUGAAACCCUGCGUAUGGCCGUGGAAUAUAUAAGGAAUCUUGAGAGUCUGCUUAAUAUUGGGCACGCUGAUAAAGAGAACAUGUCCAGGCCUUCAAUGGAAUCCUUCCCUUCGCCUGCUUCCUCGUCGCCACGAGAUAACAGCCAGGAGAGGAGUUACUUUUCUAUUAACUCGCCAGCUAUUGACGAUGAUGAUGUUGAUGACGACGAGCUGGACGGCUCCCUACAGAUACACCGUCAAUCUUAUAUGGAACUACCAUCGUCAGAACCAUUUCAUAUAGUAUCUACACCGCACUUAUAUGAUGAAGAGGAAUGCGUUGGCCAACCUUUGACUCCAUCGUCAGAUCUCCUCGGACAUGAAGAUGCGAAUCCGCACAUAUUAGAUGGCCACUUUCCAUUUCCAAACUCGGCUGAACAGUUUUCCGUGAUACCCGAACAAAGUUAUUGCAGCGAAUCGGAAAUGGCAUUGAACGAGAGUGAUUUUGAAGUUAAAUACGCGGAAUCCAUUCAUCAUCAGAUCCAUACGGAUUACGAGAACGACACGGAGCUCCCUCUAGAAGCUAUUAAUCCGGAUUUAAUUUUAUCCCACAACCAAUUUAAAUUUAAGGGUGAAACUCAAACAUUCAUCGAGGAUCAACCUUAUAAUGAGAUGGAGCUGAAGAGGGAACUUCCAGAAAUACAAGUCACUCCUGAGGACAGAGAGCAAUUCGAGGAGACUUUGAAAUGGUGGCAGGAGAAAACAAGACAAAGCCGUCCGUUGGCGAAAACUAAACAC
Molecule: messenger RNA, 1206 nt
Organism: Iphiclides podalirius (scarce swallowtail)
Lineage: Eukaryota; Metazoa; Arthropoda; Insecta; Lepidoptera; Papilionidae
Source: the annotation of a GenBank genome assembly